GAGAGAGAGAGGGAGAGGAGGAGGAGGAGGAGAGACAGGGGGAGAGGAGAGCUGAUGCCUAAGCGAGUCACUCGGCGGAGGCAAAGCGGGCGGUACCACAACUUCUCGGCGGCGCGGAACGGCGCGGAGCAGCGCGGAAAGGAGCGGAGCUCGCCGGCCGGAUCGCUCCCAUGUCAGGGCGGCGGUGGGAGACUGCACUGCGCUAGCCUGAAGCCACCGGCCUCCCCCCGCUCCUCGCCCAGCGAUGUGUUCACUGCUCUCAGCCUGCACUUGCCUAUGUUUACAUUUCCUGCUGCUGUGCUUUCAGGUACAGAUGUUUGCUGCCGAGGAGAAUGUAGAUUUUCGGAUACACGUGGAGAACCAGACGCGAGCGCGGGACGACGUGAGCAGGAAGCAGCUUCGGCUCUAUCAGCUCUACAGCAGGACAAGUGGGAAACACAUCCAAGUGCUCGGCAGGAGGAUCAGUGCCAAAGGAGAAGAUGGAGAUAAAUAUGCCCAGCUUCUAGUGGAAACAGACACUUUUGGCAGUCAAGUCCGGAUCAAAGGGAAGGAGACAGACUUCUACCUUUGCAUGAACAGGAAAGGCAAGCUAGUGGGGAAGCCCGAUGGCACCAGCAAGGAGUGUGUCUUCAUUGAAAAAGUCCUGGAAAACAACUACACAGCACUGAUGUCAGCAAAAUAUUCAGGCUGGUAUGUUGGAUUCACCAAAAAAGGGAGGCCAAGGAAAGGGCCCAAGACCCGGGAAAACCAGCAAGAUGUACAUUUUAUGAAGAGGUACCCAAAGGGGCAAGUGGAGAUACAGAAACCUUUCAAGUACACAACAGUCACCAAGAGGACUAAGAGAAUACGACCCACCAACCCCAGUUAAAAAUAGACAAAACCAGUGUCACAAUAAGAAACCACAAAAAUGAAAGAAACAAACAAAAAAAAAAACCCGAAAAAAAAACCCACAAAAAAACCCACAAAACGAACAAAAAAAAAAAAAAAACCUAAACAAAAACUGCACCAGAGGAAUAUUUUUACAUUAAAAAUAAGGAAGAAGCUCUAUUUUUGUACAUUGUGUUUAAAAUAAAAAUAAAAAUUAAAAAAAAAAAAACCACAACAAAA
Molecule: messenger RNA, 1107 nt
Organism: Apus apus (common swift)
Lineage: Eukaryota; Metazoa; Chordata; Aves; Apodiformes; Apodidae
Gene: FGF18
Product: fibroblast growth factor 18
Exons: 5
Coding region: 245-868 (207 amino acids)
Biological process (GO): positive regulation of protein phosphorylation; cell differentiation; positive regulation of gene expression
Cellular component (GO): cytoplasm
Molecular function (GO): growth factor activity; type 2 fibroblast growth factor receptor binding; type 1 fibroblast growth factor receptor binding
Source: RefSeq, a predicted model, not a curated record